CGCACCAUUGUGUGGCUGGACUCGGCCGCUGCUGCGGUGGGAAGCCCGUGUUCGGGUUUUUUUUUUUUCUUCCCCGCACCCGCAUCGCGGCUGCCGCUCUGCGGUUAGCCGUUCGACAUCUAAUUCCGGCACCACGUCCACCACGGAUAUGCCGCGCGUCUACAUAGGACGCCUCAGCUACAACGUCCGGGAGAAGGACAUACAGCGCUUUUUCAGCGGUUAUGGCCGACUCCUCGAAGUAGACCUCAAAAAUGGGUACGGCUUCGUGGAGUUCGAGGACUCCCGCGACGCCGACGACGCCGUUUACGAGUUGAACGGCAAGGAGCUCUGCGGCGAGCGCGUGAUCGUGGAGCACGCUCGGGGCCCGCGCCGCGAUCGCGACGGCUACAGCUACGGAAGCCGCAGUGGUGGUGGUGGAUACAGCAGUCGGAGAACUUCUGGCAGAGACAAAUAUGGACCACCUGUUCGUACAGAGUACAGGCUAAUUGUAGAAAAUCUUUCUAGUCGGUGCAGUUGGCAAGAUUUAAAGGAUUUUAUGCGGCAAGCAGGUGAAGUAACCUAUGCGGAUGCGCACAAGGAACGCACCAAUGAGGGUGUGAUUGAAUUUCGCUCCUACUCAGACAUGAAACGUGCUUUGGAUAAACUGGAUGGUACAGAAAUAAAUGGCAGAAAUAUUAGGCUUAUUGAAGAUAAGCCACGGACAAGCCAUAGGCGGUCUUACUCUGGAAGCAGAUCUAGGUCACGGUCCAGGAGAAGGUCUCGCAGUAGGAGUCGCAGGAGCAGCCGCAGUAGAUCGCGAAGCAUCUCAAAGAGUCGCUCCCGGUCCAGGUCGCGGAGCAAAGGUCGGUCUCGGUCUCGAUCAAAAGGCAGGAAAUCUAGGUCAAAGAGCAAAUCCAAACCCAAGUCUGACCGGGGCUCUCGCUCACGUUCUCGAAGCAGAUCUAAGGAUGAGUAUGAGAAAUCCCGAAGCAGGUCUCGCUCUCGAUCUCGGUCCCCCAAAGAAAAUGGAAAAGGUGACAUUAAGUCAAAAUCCAGAUCAAGGAGCCAAUCUCGUUCCAAUUCACCCCCCCCUGCUGCACCCUCAAAGGCUCGUUCUGUGUCCCCCCCACCAAAAAGAGCUACUUCAAGGUCCCGUUCUAGAUCUCGCUCGAGGUCAAGGUCCAGGUCCAGUUCCAGAGAUUAACUCAGAACUCUCCGUUCUUUGCACACUAUUACAGAACUCUUUCCUACUUGCUUAGGCAGUUCCUCUUCCAUGUUUGUACUCGUCCUCUGCAAUAAGAGGAAUCUCCUGCAAACAGGGGCACUCAAAUUGGAUUUGUAGCCAAAUUUUGACAAAAAGAUGAGGUUCUAAAAUGGUGGCAUGAAGUCAAAGACCCUCUCCCUUCUUUGUAGAAUUAAGAUAACUAUGAUUUUAUAGCUUUUGAGCUAAAAUAACUUUUGUAAAGAUUAAGCUCAAUUAGAUUUUUUUUUUUUUUAAUAUUUCAGCAGGAUCUGCUGCAGGGGUUUUUUGUUGUUUUAUUUGUUGCUUAUUUUUAAAUUAACCGUUUCAAGCUUUGGAUACUUAAGGCUAUAGAGGGAGAACCCAAUUUUCAAUUAUGUUGGCUUUUUAUAAAGCUUGAGUUAAUGUAAGAUUUAAAAUAAAAGUUUGCUACCAAGAUGAUUGCCUUAUUGAGUAGGUCACUAUUAAAUUCUUUCAAUGUUUAUUUGCUGUUUGUGGAAACAAUGUAAAUUCUACAGAAGUGUAAAACAAGGCAAGUCUCAGACCAGCAAUAAAUUAUUCAGUUUGAGUAACAUUAUUUUGUGCUUUUAAUAAAAAUUUCCAGUUUUCAUUUGCCCCCACUAACAAGUAGGGUGAAAAUUCCUAGUUGUUAAUCGGUCUUUGCCCAGUUUGCCUAAAUUAAAUACUUUUUUCCAAACUUAAAUUUGAGCACUUGGACAAAUCACUCCCUAAUUGUUAGGAUCUUCUAAAGCUUAAUGAUUCCACUUUCUGAUAGUGGUCAGUGUAAGAGUGUAGUUCAGUAGACUGUAAUGUUUGUCAUGUGAAAAUGGGAAUACACUUUUCUUUGAUGAGAAACUUAGUGCAAAGUCAGAGAGCUUAGACUGCAUUUUCUGCUGGAAGUUCGUUAUGCUUAACAAGCACCUAACAGAUCACUUGGUAAGAUUAGUUAACGAUUAAGUUUCUUCAACAUCGAUUGCCCUUGGUAGUUAGUUGGGUCAUAGGGUAAUUAGUUAAAUCAUCUUAGUACAAUUUAUACUUUGUGUGGUUGAUUUGGAAAACAUGGGUAAGCUCAACUCUGUACUUUAUUAUGAACAAAGCGUAAUGCCUACUGUAGAAACCAAAUUGAUGCUACAAAAAUGUGUAAAUUACUGGGUUAGUUUUAGUCUCUGCAUCUAGAAGCAUAGUUAGUUAAAGCUGCAAUUUGAAAAGUUAAUUGCCUUAUGUCCCUUUGUUCACUUUUAAAUUUUUCAUACUUAAAAACUUACUAACUUUAGUCUGAAACCAAGAUGUGGACAGAUUAAUGGGCACAGUUUGGAUAGCCUUCCUAGGCUAACAGAGUGGGACUGCAGUGUGCUGUGGAAGUGACUAGAAGAUGUGGUGAUGUUCCAUUUUCUGGGGCUGGUUUAUAGGUUCAGGUAAUCCAGAAGACAUCCAUCCCUAGUAAAAUGAGGCUGGAGGGAAACAGUACAUACAUACAAGGGCUUAGGUUGCAGUCACAGAAACUGGGAGUGUAACAAGUUCCUAAACUCCCUGUUAACAAUCUGAUUUAAGGAAUAUAGGCAGUUUCCCCAAAAGACCACUACUUCUAGAUGUUUGCAAGAAAUGGGUGUAUCUUUUUCCCAUCAUAAAUGUUAGAAUUUUAGAGAAGAAAAUGCAUAUGGUUCAUUAUUUUGCCUGUUAAAAAAGAAUAAAUAAUGACUUAAUUGGCUUUAAAAGUUGAUGAGCCACAGCCUCUCAAGGAGGAGUGUCAGUGUCAGAUAAUAGCAAACAGCAUUUUCAUGGGCUCUCAGUGGCGAUAGACAUUUAAGUGUUGUUAGCAUCCCUGAAAAUCAGGUUAUUGUACAUUGUGAAAACCUGUACCCAGUAACAAUCUUGCUGAUAGGAAAGACCAGUUUUUCAGAGUUGAGUUGUAGUCCAUACCUGUAGGCUUCGGUGCUUGUACAUAGCCAGUCACUGUUGGCAACACUGGCCACUUGCAGGCAGUUAAACAGAUGUUUGGGUGCUUGCCGAUGUGGGUGAGUGCCUGGCAUGUGCUCUUCAGGCUGCAUGGGGGGGUCUCCGGCUGAACUAGAACAAAGCAGAAAUGAGGAACGUCUUCUUGGUUGUCCUUUCAUUUAAUUGGGAUUUAUUGACAUGCCAUAGUGCCUUUAUGGCAUAAAAGUUCCCACUUCUAUGUUGCUACUUUUUAUCUUUGAAUCUUCUUUCUCCCACUUUGUUAAUCUAUUUUAUGCUUCAUCAAUAAAAUGCUUAUUGCUGAGG
Molecule: messenger RNA, 3478 nt
Organism: Ochotona curzoniae (black-lipped pika)
Lineage: Eukaryota; Metazoa; Chordata; Mammalia; Lagomorpha; Ochotonidae
Gene: SRSF6
Product: serine and arginine rich splicing factor 6
Exons: 6
Coding region: 149-1183 (344 amino acids)
Biological process (GO): mRNA splice site recognition; alternative mRNA splicing, via spliceosome
Cellular component (GO): cytoplasm; nucleus; ribonucleoprotein complex
Molecular function (GO): mRNA binding
Source: RefSeq, a predicted model, not a curated record